Myiozetetes cayanensis is the source of this 7523-nucleotide messenger RNA. RefSeq names its product SEC14 like lipid binding 5 (gene SEC14L5). The coding region runs from base 2037 to 4142 and encodes 701 amino acids. Gene Ontology annotation, cellular component: cytoplasm. The transcript has 17 exons. NCBI's taxonomy places the organism in Eukaryota, Metazoa, Chordata, Aves, Passeriformes, Tyrannidae. The record is from RefSeq and is a predicted model, not a curated record.
GGGACCGGCACCGGCACCGGCACCGCCGUGAGGGACCGGCACCGGCACCGCCGUGAGGGACCGGCACCGCCGUGAGGCACCGGCACCGGCACCGGGAUCGGGACUGCACCGGCCGGGCUGGGGCGGCACCGCCGGGAGGGAGCGGGACCGGGCGAGGAGGAGGGAAUUAUGGCAGGAGUCCCCUGUGCCUUGAGAAGCAGAAUGACUGUCUUGCAUCUCUGUUUUGAGGAGAGGGCAUAGAAGCUCUGCUGCCACUGCACUCUCCCGAGCUGGAGAAGUAGAGGGCAAUAAACCUGUGGCAGUCGGGUCCAGCUGCUGCUGAGGGAGCAGGGGUUCUGUCCAAGCAGCUCCAUGAAGGCUGCUGAGCUACAGCUUGUGCCAUCCUGUCGUUCUGUGACUUCGUUUCUGGGCUGUGGGUGAUUCCACACCGACUGCUCUGUCCCCAGACUUCCUGCUGUGGAGGUCCCUGCCCCUCUCCUGCAGAGGUGCAGGAACUCCUGGCGGAACAGCGAGGUCAGAACAGGGAGCACGAUCCCAGCUAAAUACGUUCGUUCCCCAGCUCCUCGUGCUCUGCUCGCACUCGCUGGGAAGGUUCCUGCUGCCCUAAUCAUGUUACGGUGUUGCCCUCCAAGGUGCCCGGUGCCCCCUGGCUCGGGUGUCCGAUACCUGAUCACAGCCUGGGGUGUGCUGGGCCCUGCUUGGGGCUGGAUGCUCUGCUCAUGAGUUCUCUCUGCAUUGACUGGCUCAGCACCACUGGACUGGCUUUUAGUACCAGCCAGGCUCAGAGAUCCAGCGAGUCCUGGACUUUGCUCCUUGGAUAGCGUGAUCCUGUGCAGAGGAACUGUCUGAUUGUGCCACCCUAUUUCUACAGACAUUCCCGCCUCUCAGGUACUCAAACUUUUUCAAGUCCUUUUCCCCCUCUCCCUUGCUUAGAUUUCAGUGUGUAAUGGCGUUUUGCAGCAGUCUUUGAGGGAGUAUCUACUGCUGUUUGCAUUUUUAAUUCACGUUUCAGUUCAGGUUUUGGGCUUAAAAUGUCAGGGCUAAGUUGUCUUGCUGCUGUGACUGUUGAGUUCAGGGCUACACUGCGUCAUGUUGCCCAGGGCUGUGUCUGCUUAGCCGUGGAAUUUGAGUGGGGUGGAAUCAGCACAGUCUCCAUCAGCCGACCAGCCUUUUGUGCUCCCGAUGUUCACAGAUGGUGUUAGAGGGAGCAGUACAAAGGAAUUCCUAAAGGAAUAGCAGAAAGCAUCCUAAUAACCUUUUUUUUUUUAAUGGUUUAUAUGUGCUUCCUUGAGAUGCUGGUUACUGAUGCACAUUUGAGGGUUAAAACCCUGGCAGGAGAGUGUGAGGGAGGAAUCCUGAUGAGAACAGUGAGAGGUGGCUGGGAGCAGCGAAAUGCUGAGGACUGAAUUGUUCCCCUUGCCUGCAGCUCUUGCCUCAGUUCAGCUGGAACAGUGGGCAUCCAGGCAGUGGGAUGUGAUUGCCAGCUUAGCAUCAGGCAUGUUCUUUCAGCAGGCUGUUUCCUUUUCCUGCCUUUCAGUGGGCUAAAACAACUCAAGGCUACUUUGUGCACAGAAGCAUUUUAACACUGAGAUUUGGGAAGCUGUGGAAGCUUUUAACAGGGAGGACUUUGCCUAAUGAUUACAAAUAUAAUGUGGGAAGGGGGGGUAUGGGGAAGAAUCACCAUGUAAGCUUCCUAAGGCUCCUAAGUCAGGCUUCUUCUCCAGAAGUAUGAUUGAUUCUGGCUUUACAUCUCUGUUUUGUGCUUUAAUUAUUGCGAGUUGUUGGAGCUCUAAGUUGUUGGGAAGCUGCCCAGGGUGCUGCUGUGUGCUGGACACAGCCCUGGACUGGGACUGCAGAGACUUGUCUCUUCUGUCUCUGCCACCUACUAAACAAGAUAUUCUAUCUAAUAUAUCUCCUCUCCAUUUGUAAAAAGAGUUAAGGCUUCCAGUAAGGUCUGUAAAAAAUUGCUUAGAGUGUAUUGCGCUGUUUGGAUCUAAAAUUUUCCAAUUUCUGUCUGUUCCAGGUGCGUGGUGAAAAUGGUGCAGAAAUACCAGUCCCCAGUUCGAGUCUACAAAUACCCCUUUGAGCUCGUCAUGGCAGCGUACGAGAAGCGCUUCCCUACGUGCCCAGAGAUCCCAGUGUUCCUGGGGAGUGAAAUCCUGCACGAAUCCAGGAGCGAGGAUGGGGCUGUACACGUCAUUGAGCGGAGCUGCAAACUGAACGUGGACGCUCCCAGGCUGCUGAAGAAGAUUGCAGGGGUGGAGCAUGUCUUCUUCAUCCAGAGGAACACUGUGAACUGGAGGGAGCGAACCCUCCGCAUCGAGGCCCACAACGAGACCUUCGCCAACCGCGUCGUGGUGCGCGAGACCUGCAGCUACUCGGUUCACCCUGAGAACGAGGAGUGGACGUGCUUCGAGCAGUCGGCGUCUCUCGACAUCAAGUCCUUCUUUGGCUUCGAGAGCACAGUGGAGAAAAUUGCCAUGAAGCAGUACACCUCCAACAUCAAACGGGGCAAGGAGGUGAUUGAGCACUACCUGAAGGAGCUGAUCUCCCAGGGGAUCACAUUCAUCCCGCGCUGGAGCCCUCCGGCCGGGAGCGGGCAGGAUGAGCCAAGCCCGGCUCUGGAACAUGAGGCUGGUGACAUCCCACUGGAUUCUGGGGCUCCUGGAUCCCCCUGCCCUUCUGCAGAGGCUGCCAGCCCUGAUGCUGACAAACUGGACGCCGAUUACAUCGAGCGCUACCUGGGCCAGCUGACGCCGCUGCAGGAGAGCUGCCUGAUCCGCCUGCGCCAGUGGCUGCAGGAGACACACAAGGGCAAGAUCCCCAAGGACGAGCACAUCCUGCGGUUCCUGCGCGCUCGUGACUUCAACAUCGACAAGGCCCGCGAGAUGCUGUGCCAGUCGCUGGCGUGGCGCAAGCAGUACCAGGUGGAUUAUAUCCUGCAGUCCUGGAGGCCCCCUGCCCUCCUGCAGGAGUACUACACGGGGGGGUGGCACUACCAGGACAAAGAUGGACGGCCCCUCUACAUCCUCCGCCUCGGCCAGAUGGACACCAAGGGUUUGGUGAAAGCUCUGGGAGAGGAGUCCCUGCUGCGACACGUUCUGUCCAUUAACGAGGAAGGACAGAAGAGAUGUGAGGAAAAUACCAACAUCUUUGGCCGCCCCAUCACAUCCUGGACGUGCCUGGUGGACUUGGAAGGGCUCAACAUGCGUCACCUCUGGCGGCCUGGGGUGAAGGCCCUGCUCCGGAUCAUCGAGGUGGUGGAGGACAAUUACCCCGAAACCCUGGGCAGGCUCCUCAUCGUGAGAGCACCCCGGGUGUUCCCUGUGCUCUGGACCCUGGUCAGUCCCUUUAUCAAUGAGAACACACGGCAGAAGUUCCUCAUUUACAGUGGGAAUAACUACCAGGGCUCAGGAGGGCUGGUGGACUAUGUGGAUAAAGAGGUGAUCCCAGACUUCCUGGGAGGAGACUGCAUGUGCACUGUCCCAGAAGGUGGCCUGGUCCCCAAGUCACUGUACCAAACCGAGGACGAGCCAGAGAACGCUGAUCACAUCCGGCUGUGGACAGAAACCAUCUACCACUCUGCAAGUGUCCUCAGAGGAGCUCCACACGAGAUAGUCGUGGAGAUUCUGGAGGGGGAAUCCGUCAUCACCUGGGACUUCGACAUCCUGAAGGGGGACGUGGUGUUCAGCCUCUUCCACUCCAAACGAGCUCCCGAGCUGAGUCACAAGGAAUCCACGCUACCAGGUCCCUGUGCUGGGGACAACGUGCAGCUCAUCGACAGGACCUGGGUGCUGGGCGUGGAUUUCAGCCGUGUGGAAUCCCCGCUGGUCUGCCGGGAAGGGGAGAGCAUCCAGGGGUCGCACGUGACGCGCUGGCCGGGGUUUUACAUCCUGCAGUGGAAGAUGCACGGCCCGCCCCCCUGCUCCGGCUCCAGCCUGCCCCGCGUGGACGAUGUCCUGGCCUCCCUGCAGGGCUCCGGCCACAAGUGCAAGCUCAUCUACUUCUACGAGGUGUUGGCCUCCAAGGACUUCAGGGGAUCCAUGUCCAGCCUGGAAUCCUGCAACAGCGGCUUCUCCCAGCUGAGUGGAGUCACCACAUCCUCCAGCCAGUCCCAGAGCAGCUCCCACCUUUCCAGAUAGCAGAGCCAAGGCUGCAGGGAGAGACCACCUGGGGCUUCCCGGCCCCGGAGCUGCUCCGAGCCCCAACCAAAGAGCUCCAGGGCUGAGCCUGGGGCAGUUGUGUCGCAGCCAUUGGGACACAGAGAGGCCUCUGGGAGCUGCUCAAACCACGAGACCUGAAAUUCCAUUGGCACAUUUGGAGUCCUGCAGCAGCUGCCUGCUCCUCAAGAGUCCCUUUCACCACCUGUGGAUUUUGGAUGGGUGUCAGUUUGCAGGAAUCUCUCCAAAGGGCUUUUCCCAUCGGUCCUUUUCCCGUGUGAGGCAGAGGAGGAUGAUGUUGCCUUACCUGUUGGACCUUCAGAUUAUUCCUGGGUAGCAAAACUAAUGGAUUAAAAACCCAAAAACCCUGGGUGCCCCCAGGGUUCCACUGGACAGUCAAGUUGGGCAUUCCAGGGGCAGGGCCUUGGAAGGACACCUUGGUACAGGUAGGACAGUUCAGAAAUCACUUCCAGGUCAAACCAAAAACCUCUCCUGGUCUGGCAGGAUGUUACUGGGAAACGUGGUGGAUUUUUGUCACCCUGCUGAGACAAAGUCAAAACAGUUUUCUGCAAAAGUCCAGGCAGAGAAUCUGCCUCCAGCAAGUGGCAUCUUCCUAAAGGUAAACUACUGUUCCUUUCUCCUCAGGUUUACAGCAAUAAUGAGUAGGUCUGUCCCGUCCCUGAGUGGAUGGGAACUGAAUCUGAUUCUAAAGGGCUAAGCAAAGCAAUAUUUAAUUUCCUGAAGGCACAAGAUUUUCUGGCAGUAACUUGCUUACAGUUCUUACAGAACUUGCUUCGUUAAACCAUGAGCUCACUUGAAACCUUUCAAGAGGCCUGUGUGUAUGUAAGCACUUACUGAAGCCUAUUUAUUCAAUGCUAGCUUCUUUUAAAUUAAUUUUUAACUUAUUUAUAAUGUCAGAAAUGACUAUUUAUUAAAUCCAGCCGCCUUUUUUAAUGGGAUGAACUUUGUUUUUUAGAAAGGAAUAAGUGAUUGUCUUCAAUCCCAAGAAGUCUUUCUACUUAAAUCCCAAUCUUUGUGACCGCUGGAUGUUCUUGCAAAAGGGCUGCACCGUACAGAGCAUUGGGGUAAGGGCUGUGUCACCUUCCCUGCAAGGGAAAGGGAGAGUCCAGUGCUUUUUGGACUGUUUCUUAGGAUUAAGAAGCCAGGAUUGAGUUCAGGAGUUGUCAUGAAGAUUCACUGUCUUCCUGCACACCAAAAAUCCCGUGUUUGUCCCUCACCUCCACUGGCAGAUUGGGUGGUUGGGGAGUGACGUUAUCGCUGUUCUUGUCCGCAUGGCACCAGAAUGAGAACGGGUGUCAGAUACUCCCCAGGUUUUUAUUCAGGCUGAUGGAAUCUGGGGAGUCAUUCCUUCCCACCCUGCUCUUUUAAUUCCUGGUUUGGAAGCACCAGGUGCUGCCAAAGGAGCCCAACUAUUCCGAACAACGGGAGAUGACAACUUGAUGUGGUUUUGAGUUGUUUGGUGAUUUAUUUUUUUUUAAAGGAUUGGAGUCAAGGGAAUCACUCUCCCACCUUGUAGGGCUCAGGGAAGUUCUGAUUUCCAAGGAUUCUCUACUUGUUCCAUGGACUUUUAGCAUUUGUCCCAGACAAGUGAAACUUCUGCCUCGGGCAUUUCAGCAUCAAUGGAGUCAGAGUGUGGGACAAGGAUCGCCUUCCCUCUGGAAAAUCAGGAGUUCUGACAGUAAAAGUGCAUGUGUGUAUCCUUCCUGGAAAACCCUUUAUCCAUAAUUCAUUCUGAUGCUGGAAUUAGAGUUUCAACCAAUUCCCAAAGCCCCCAGGAGCAAACCCAGCCCGUCCUCCCUUGUGCUGGUUCAGGGUUUCAUCUUUUUUGGGGCUCAGUUUUUAACGUGGUUGUUCACGUCCCACACUGGCAUCGUUCCUGUUUCCUGUGGUUCCCCUGGUUUCCAAGGGUUAAGGAUCUCGUCCUUUGCACUGGGAUACUUUUAAAGUUUAUUUUGAAAUGUGGGAUGUGCUGUUUUCUGCCCACACGAAAAGUUUUGGGUGUUUUAACUCUUGUCAGUGAGUGGAACUUGGCACCCCUGGCAGGUCUCCGAAGGAGCCAGGGAGGCCUGAAGGGCUGGUCCCACGGAGUGUUCCCGGCUCCAGGGACAUCCCAAUCCUAGUUUUAUCCUCGUGUUCCUUGUCAGUGCUGCUUCUCUGCCCAUGAGAUCACGGCACAGGUGUGUUUGGGAAGCAGCCUGUGACCUCUCCCUUGGCAGAGCUGCCUGGGUUAUCCCACCUACUCCUUUACUUUGAAACCAAUUUGAAUAAUCCAGGAUUUUUUCCCUAUUUUUCCAGAAGGUUAACAGGAGAAAGGGAGCAACAGCCUGGAUGUUGUGGCUGGUGCUGUGCUUUUUAAACCUGACCUUGUGAACUGCAGAUACCAGAGACAGAAUCCUUCUACAUCACCUCUCUCCCCUCAAAUGACAUCAGUGUGCUUUAGGAAACAAAACCACGGUUUUGUUCAGAGCAGCACAGUGAGUCGAGGCUGGGAGGAGUCCUGGACCCUCUGGAUCCUCUCCUAAGGCAAAACCUUGGGAAAUGGCCUGUUCUGGGUGCUGACUGGUGAUGCAGCAAGGCCCUCCCCAGCAGCGAAGCCAGUGAGCUUGGGCUGUGUUCAGGUGGUUAAAAAUCAGCUCCCGGUAAAUUGGGGCUUUCCUGUUGCAGCUGUUCCAUAUGCAAACACAACACCUACCUCAGAGCUGUCCUGCAGGGGGCUGGGCCGUAGUUUACAGUUAAUUAUGGCCAGAGGUGAAACCUUUUUACUCUCGGUGAUUCCUCCAGGUUUGCCCCAUUCCCUGGGGUCUGUCCCAGCAGGACUGGGAAAGGCAAACAUGGAGCACGAGGAUGGAUGGUGGAUCGUUCAGUCCUGGGCCCUUCUGGCUGAACAUUCGCUGCCUCUCAGGUGUGAAAAGGGCUUUUUGCUGCUGCUGCAGCAGAGGAGGAGCCCCGGGAGCUCCAGCCCCGCUGCCGCAGCUGCCCGGGGCCAGGGGCCGGCUGUGCCCCGGCACUGAGCGCUCCCGCUCAGCACGGAGGCACCGCAGCACCUCUCAGCAGCUCCUCAGCUCCUGGACUCACUCACUUCUCCUUUGGGAAAGAGAAUUCCCAGCUGUGCCCAGGUGAGGGAGCCCGGAGUGAGCGCUGGGAGCGUUUGCUGUCACCCAGUUGGGGUCUGUCGGAUCCCUUUCAGGAACAGGGCAAAACCAACUUGGAAUAAGAAUUUCUAAUCCCAGUUUGGUUUGAAAAAGCCAUAAUCCACUCGUCCCAAAUCUGGACCGCUUCCUGAGCUCGGAAUUCCUGGUGGGAAGUGCUGAGCCCAGCUGUCCACCCUGCUGGGGUGGGAAG